GUCCAGCCGGAGACUCGAGCGUCGCAAAUUUUCAGCAAAAUGACACCGGCAUACAAGGAUGAAGACUUGGAUAUCGACCCCGAGCAAAUAGUCCACAGACCCGUUAUAAAUGAAGUCAGCCGGUACAGUGCUGAGCCUUGGGUCGAUGAUGUCGCAAUCAUCCCCACAGGAGCUCUGGACCCCGUCUACGAGGCAAAGGCCACAAUCCUCAACCGAGCUAUCCGAGAUAUUGGAAUGGGAAGAUACCAAUGGGAACUAUUUGUCGUCAUCGGAUUCGGCUGGGCCAGCGACAAUCUCUGGCCCAUCGUGACCUCACUCAUCUUCACGCCCAUCGCCAACGAGUUCGCCCCCGCACACCCACCGCUUCUCACGCUGGCGCAAAACAUCGGUCUUCUCGGUGGAGCCAUGUUCUGGGGAUUUGGGUGCGAUAUUUUUGGCCGGAAACUCGCCUUCAACCUCACUCUCGGCCUCACGGCGGUCUGGGGCCUGGUCGCAGCGGGUUCCCCCAGUUUCGCCGCCAUUGGAGCAUUCGCCGCGCUCUGGUCGUUUGGCGUUGGCGGGAAUCUCCCCGUGGACUCGGCAAUCUUUCUUGAAUUCUUGCCCGCGUCGCAUCAGUACCUUCUUACUAUUCUCUCCAUCGACUGGGCCAUCGCCCAAGUCGUUGCAACACUGAUCGCUUGGCCGCUGUUGGGUAAUCUCACGUGUGAACAAGACGAACCUUGCACGCGGGGUAAGAACAUGGGCUGGCGAUAUUUCGUGGUUGCUGUUGGCGGCCUCACCCUCAUCAUGUUCAUUAUUCGCUUCUGUUUCUUUACCAUUCAUGAGUCGCCCAAGUAUCUCAUGAGCAAGGGUCGCGAUGCAGAGGCCGUUCAGGUCGUGCACAAGGUCGCCAAACGAAACGGUACCACCAGUGACUUGACCGUUGGCGAUUUGAAGGCUUGCGAGCCUGAGGGAUACGUUGCUCGGACCGAUGCCGCAGUGGCGUUGAAGAGACACCUUGAGAAACUCGCGCUCAGCAAUGUUCGCCCGCUGUUCUCUACAAGAUCCCUUGGUCUUAGUACAGGUCUGAUCAUGGCUGUGUGGGCUUUGAUCGGCCUGGGAUAUCCGCUUUACAACGCCUUCUUGCCAUAUAUCCAGGCUACCAGAGGGGUAGAUUUUGGGGAUGGCAGCACGUAUUUAACAUAUCGCAACAGCCUCAUCAUUGCGGUUCUUGGUGUUCCUGGAGCAUUUACGGGAGGGUACCUCGUCGAACUACCACAGCUCGGACGCAAAGGGACCUUGUCGCUGAGCACUAUCCUCACCGGUGUGUUUCUUUACUGUUCAACGACCGCCCAUAAUAGCGAGUUAUUGUUGGGAUGGAAUUGCGCCUUUAGCUUCUGCAGCAACAUCAUGUAUGCGGUCCUCUACGGAUUCACGCCAGAGUUAUUUCCCACUCCACAGCGAGGAACAGGGAAUGCACUAGCUGCGACGUGCAACCGCAUAUUUGGCAUUAUGGCGCCUCUCAUUGCAAUAUUCGCCAAUUUGGAGACUUCUGCUCCAGUAUACACGAGCAGAGCACUGUUUAUUACGGCGGGGAUUCUCGUCCUUCUGCUUCCUUUUGAGUCCAGAGGGAAGGCGGCGCUGUGA
Ilyonectria robusta is the source of this 1626-nucleotide messenger RNA. RefSeq names its product major facilitator superfamily domain-containing protein. Gene Ontology annotation, biological process: transmembrane transport. Lineage: Eukaryota; Fungi; Ascomycota; Sordariomycetes; Hypocreales; Nectriaceae. The transcript has 3 exons. The coding region runs from base 40 to 1626 and encodes 528 amino acids. The record is from RefSeq and is a predicted model, not a curated record. Gene Ontology annotation, molecular function: transmembrane transporter activity. Gene Ontology annotation, cellular component: membrane.